Molecule: messenger RNA, 2609 nt
Organism: Pseudoliparis swirei
Lineage: Eukaryota; Metazoa; Chordata; Actinopteri; Perciformes; Liparidae
Gene: hoxc12a
Product: homeobox C12a
Exons: 2
Coding region: 1-822 (273 amino acids)
Biological process (GO): regulation of DNA-templated transcription
Molecular function (GO): sequence-specific double-stranded DNA binding; DNA-binding transcription factor activity, RNA polymerase II-specific
Source: RefSeq, a predicted model, not a curated record
AUGGGCGAGCAUAAUCUCCUUAAUCCAGGGUUUGUGGGACCUUUGGUAAACAUCCACACAGGAGACACAUUUUACUUUCCGAAUUUUAGAGCCUCCGGGGGACAACUGGCGGGGCUUCCAUCGCUCUCCUACCCGAGAAGGGACAAUGUUUGCUCCCUUCCGUGGAAUCCUUCGGAGCCGUGCAAUGGAUACUCUCAAUCCUACUUUAGCAGCCCGGUGUCUAUUAACCCUUCUUUCAAUCGCUCGUGUGAAAUUAGCAGACCCGAAGAGGGUAAAUGUUAUUAUAGCAACGGGAACAGGGAGACCUGUUCAGGUGGCAGCAGCCUCAAACGAGAGGACAGGGCGAGAGACACAUCCUCAUUAACAUCUGAGCACGGCAUUCACAGUGGCAUUGGCAGCACAGCCGCCUUCUCCAAAUACGAGUAUGGGACCGAACAGAUAACGCAAGACCCGCCAUCCUGUCAGUCAAUGGAGUCCGACUCCAGCUCCUCUCUGCUCAACGAGGGCAGCAAGCCUCCAUCCAGCGACACACAGACCCUGGUGUCACCGGGCAGCCAUUCAAGCAACAUAGCCAUAGGCGGAGGUGCCCCGUGGUACCCGAUGCACACUCGGACCAGGAAGAAGCGUAAACCGUAUUCCAAACUUCAGCUGGCGGAGCUGGAAGGUGAAUUUAUGCUGAAUGAGUUCAUCACCAGGCAGCGGCGGAGGGAGCUCUCCGACCGGCUGAACCUCAGCGACCAACAAGUGAAGAUCUGGUUCCAGAACCGCCGGAUGAAGAAGAAGAGACUCAUGCUGAGGGAGCAAGCCAUGGCCUACUUUUAGAGAUGCAGCAGAAGGUGAAUCGAUAGGCAGUAAAAGCCAAUCCUUCGCUCCCUUAGGUCAUAUUUCAAUGCAUGCACUCAUCUACCCCUCUUUAACAUUGCAGGCGUUUAUUAUAUUUUUUGAUAUUAUUUUUGUUUUCUCAAAGGUGUGGGUGACACCAGGCCAAAACAAGCCUCCACCUGUCAUUCAAACCUUCACGUAUAUAAUUGCACCAAAAAGCAGGAUGUGUUGUUCUGUGUACCUAUUUUGAGUUUCUCUGAUUUGAGAUAUGCCUUCGUGGCAAUAGCUCAGUUUGGGCUGACAGAAAAUGACGUCAUCCUUUUUGUUCCACUUUGAGGCAGGAAAAUUAUCGAGGAACCGGGGACACUUAGUAAAAUUAAAAUUAAAAAAAUAGAAAGAAAGGCCGAACGACUGUCGCAUGUGCUCAAUACUUUCUCUGGCGUGGGGAAGAGAUGAAGAAGAAUCCCCCUCCCGGUUGCUCAAUACUUCCACAGUUGGUGGGAAGAGGAGCACCAUCUUUAUCUCCUUCCCAUAUAGUUUCGCCACGCUUUGUGACACGUUCACGGUCACGGACAGGAAGUCUGGGUGUCUGCAUAUAGGAGAGAAGGAAUAAAAACGCAACCUUAUCAAUAGUGAUGUCUUUAUGACUGCGCAAUGAAAAAAAUAGGAUUGCAAUAACUUCGUUCAUGUGCUAACACGUUUCCUAAAGUAUUUUUGUCACUUGAAUAACAUUUCAAAUAUCUGAACAACACAUCGCAUAGUGCAUGUUGCAUUUCCUUAGUUGAGUGAGAUCGCCGUUUGAAUACAGUGUUAAACUGUUAUUAAGUCUAGAUCGGGCCCGCAUUCAACUAUAAACUCGUGAGAAUCUGUAUUGGUAAUAUUCGCCAGAAUAAGUCAAUUGUUAGGCCAACUUGGUUAAACAAGGGAACUGCCUAAAGUUUUAACAGAGGAUUGGGGGGCGGGUGUUCGUUUUAGGCCUGUAAAUUAAUUUCUAAAACUUGAUGACAAGCCUAAAAAUAAAUAAAUAGAAACUUAGAUAUGUUAAUCAUCGGCUUAUGUGUGCGCUCCCAUAAUUCAGGGCGAAUAAAGUGCAUCAUGUCAAACGAGAAAGCUAUAGCAGUGAAAUGUAUUUGCAGCAUGUUAUCGAUGUGAAAUAGCUAAAAGUUCAUGUUCUGCGGGCCACUUCUUCGGCAGCGGACUUUUUUAAUACGUGUGUUUCUGAACAAAUCAAAAGUGUACACAACCUUGAACAUUUUGACACAGACGUCUAUAAAGAAUGUAUUAUUAUUAUUGAUAUUAUUAUUAGACUAUUAGGAUGGAGAGACUGAAGGCUUUUAGGCCUAAUAAAUAAUUGCUCUUUGCAACAUGCUCAAUGUUGUCCCUUUCCAUACCUUAUACUCGUGUAUAACUUUGUACAAUGAAAUUACAUGUUACUUUUUGCAUCCUGUUUAAGGAUCCCUUAUCGCUAUGUAAUAGUGCGUUCUGUUAUUGCUCGUCUUGUACUAUAUCGCAUUCCAUAUAGCCUAUUUGUGGUUGUAAGAGUUGGAAUUGUGGGUUUAUUAUAUCAUACUAAUGGACAUAAGAAAUGGUAUGCAAUACGUUUUACCAUACAUGACAUAUAAAUAAACUAUGUUUCAGUGUGAUAGUUGUUUGUUAUCGUUCUUUUAUUGUGUCCCUUAUGGCAUUCUCUUAUUUGCGCUUGUAAGGAUUGUUACGUUGUAUUGUAAAAGUAAUACUGAUAUGAAUGUAUGCGUACGGUCUUCAAUAAACAUAAUAUUGAAACUUUA